Messenger RNA from Diaporthe batatas, 633 nucleotides. RefSeq lists its product as uncharacterized. The transcript has a single exon. The coding region runs from base 1 to 633 and encodes 210 amino acids. Lineage: Eukaryota; Fungi; Ascomycota; Sordariomycetes; Diaporthales; Diaporthaceae. The record is from RefSeq and is a predicted model, not a curated record.
AUGGCGACACCACAACCUCCCUCGGCGCAAACGUCGCCUCCAAAUUCCCCCCAGCCACCGACAGACAACGCAGCAGCGCCCAAGACGCAGACACCCCCAUGGAUGCACAAUGCCGCAAUAGGGGUCGCGAUCCUCGGACCCGUAGCCCUAUUCAUGCCCCCGCGGCGGAUGGGCCUGCAGGCGAUGGUCCUGUCGGGCGGCACCUUCUGGGCGACCAACGUGCUCGCGUACGACUGGACGGGCGAGUCGAUGACGCAACGAUUUGACCGGCGGUGGCAGACCAUGUUCUCGAGCGGCUUGCCUGAGAAGGCGAAGCGGAACUCAGAGCUCAUGCGGAUGGAGAGGGAGAGGAGGGAGGCACUCCUGCCCGAGGCGGAGCGCAAGGCGCUGCAGGAGGCGAGGGAAAAGAAGGAGAUGGCGUCCCGCAGCAUCUUCUCCAAGAUUUGGAUGGGAAGUGAAAAAGAAGACUGGAGGGCCGAGAGGGCCAGGAAGGAGAAGGAGACACUCGAGAACGGGGAGGGCUAUGGCACACUCAUCAUGGAUCAGGUCAAGGAGGUCUUCAGCGGCUCCAAGAAGAGUGAGGCGGAGGGUGGAAAGGAAGAGAAGCCCGAGGACGGCAGAAACAAAACAUAA